Messenger RNA from Ciona intestinalis (vase tunicate), 2104 nucleotides. The record is from RefSeq and is a predicted model, not a curated record. Lineage: Eukaryota; Metazoa; Chordata; Ascidiacea; Phlebobranchia; Cionidae.
GUGGUGUAUACCAGUAUAUAGUUGGUGGUGUAUACCAGUAUAUAGUUGGUGGUGUAUACCAGUAUAUAGUUGGUGGUGUAUACCAGUAUAUAGUUGGUGGUGUAUACCAGUAUAAGGUUGGUGGUGUAUACCAGUAUAAAGUUGGCAUUGCAUCCAGGUGUGCGACAUGACGCUAACAUGAAAUACGACCUCCAACUGGCAAACCCCAAGGAAUUUUACCACGAAGUUCAUCGACCGUCACAUUUCCUAAACUUUGCUUCCAUGGAAGAUGGUGGUUGGGCGACAUUAAUGGCAGAUCGAGAGGAUUUUUUUGGUUAAAUCAAUCAUGUGUUUGUAAAUAAAGCAUUGUACAUUGGAUAUGUGUGGCGUCAUGUGUGGAUACGAGGUUAACCAAAGCUGGAAAAUUACAAUCAGAUCACGAAGUUCUGGAAACGUUCAGGGUUUUAAUGUUUCAGUUUAAAAAAGCAUAAAAUCAAAAACGUUUGUAAACGUACAAGCAUAAAUAAUUUGUGAUAAAACUCGUCCAAUUUAUAUUUUGAUUGACAUCUGCCGAGUAGGCUUCUCGGGAAAAUCUCGACAUUCUGUUCGAAACGGAAACAACAUAUCGGUUCGUUUGGUUGAGCAGACCACGUCGACUAAGUUUAGGAAUCCAACUUUGUGCUGCCGGGUAAACGAGGUUUAGAUAGGCAGGCAGUUAAUAUGUUUAAACAAAUCGUAGUUUUGUUUAAUUUCUUGGUUUAUUCAGUUGUGAUUGAAGGAUCCAAUCUUCGAAUCUCAACAUUAAAUUGCGUUCAUACUUUUACAUGGAAUGGAACAACAACCCACCAAGUAAAACACACGAUCUACAAGUUACAUGAAACUAACGACGACCAAUAUAAUUCCUACGGCGAGUGGUUGCCAGUUACGGGGUGUGUUAACGUCACAAUGACCAUGUGCGUCAUGCAAGAGCCGCUUGAUGACUUCACAAUAACACAUGUCUAUAUGAUCGGCGACGCGUCGACCAACCGAACGAUGACAAAUAUUGAUGAAAAUAAACUUCUGUAUUUCACGCCCUUUCGUGACGAAACUCUGAGAUUUUCUGCCCCAAAUUUUCAAGUUGUUCGAAACAAAAGUAGUUUCAUGGUCGAAUUUCAACAAAAGCCGGUCAGUUGGUGGGGAAAUGUUACUGUGGCGAGCUACCUGCGGAAUAUGGGAUUCUUUUUAACCUACUACGUUAGUUACUAUGGCUACGAUGCUAACAACCACAACAAUGAUCGAACACCGGUUCAUUCAAAGAUGUUAGACGCCAUAGAAACAACAUUAACGGUGACAACGUCGGUUCCGGAUGACUGGUUUCUUUGUAUUCAAAUAAAAAUUACAUUUGAGGAGAAAUCCGAUAACAUAUCAAGCUCAGAUUCACAAAUCUGCAGCGCACCAAUAGUUAAGUUCGAAGCUGUAACGAAUCCUACACAACGAUGGUUGCUCCCAACACUCAUAGUGGUCGCCAUGGUUUCAAUCCUUGCCGCGUUUUGUUUCUGCAAAACAAGAUGGAAAAAACUUUGCUUUCAAAUAUUUUCAAUUCGAGAAAUCACCAUCCCGGAUUUCCAGAUUGAAUGUUGGAUGAACGAAACUCAACAUUUUGAUCGUGGCGAUGAAAUGAAAGAAGUUCCAGAUUUGAUUCAACCGCGUGUGGCUUCGUACCACCGGCGUGUGGCUUCGCACCACGGGCCCGUGGCUUUGUACCACGGCUGGGAUGAAGACAUUCAUGACUACACUAACGUGCCACCACAAGAUGACAACCCCAUGUUUACAUCGAUUGUUACAACCUCCAGUGAAGACGAGGAUCAACAACACGAAUGUUCAAGAGGAAUAUUUUAUGAAAACAAACCAGGUCCGUACGUAACAACAGCAGCACCUUACGUCACCAUUGAACAAGCCUACAACCUACAACAGGAUUUUGAUGAUGACAAAAAUAAAAAACAACCCCACAGUUUGUAUGAAGAUAUUUGUUUCCCGGCAAUUCUAAAUGAAACGACGUCUUUAGACAGGCUGUAACGUGGUUGUUUCCCAGAUCAAUUUCGCUUUUGUAAAUAACAUAAAAUAAUAAAUGCUCACUGUCAAGUUA